Messenger RNA from Closterium sp. Yama58-4, 357 nucleotides. The record is from the annotation of a GenBank genome assembly. Lineage: Eukaryota; Viridiplantae; Streptophyta; Zygnematophyceae; Desmidiales; Closteriaceae.
AUGGACGAUAUCCUCAUCUACUCCAAGAACAUGAAGGAGCACGUGGAGCAUCUACGGAAGGUGUUCGAGAUCCUGCGGAAAAAUAAGUUCUACGUGAAGCUGUCGAAGAGCGACUUCGCACUAGAGAAGGUGCAGUUUCUCGGGCACAUGGUGAGUGCCAAGGGCGUACACGUGGACCCGCGGAAAAUCGAAGCCGUUAAAAAGUGGAAGGUUCCGGAGAACGUGAAGGAGUUGCAGCAGUUCCUAGGCUUCGCCAACUACUACAACAGGUUCGUGCCACAGUACGCUAAAAUAGCAGCGCCACUGACCGACCUACUGAAAAAGGACACGCCCUUCAAAUGGGGUGCUCCUCAUUAG